CUCAUGUGAAAGCAUGGCGGUGGAUAUGAGAUUACCAACUGUCCACAAACACAUCUCACUGGCAUCACAAUCUCACCUGGACAGCAAACAUCUUGUGGUUCCUGGUGAUGUUAUCACAUCUGACACCGGGUUCAUGAGGGGUCAUGGCACGUACAUGGAUGAAGAGCGGCUCACAGCAUCAGUUGCUGGAGAGGUCGAACGAGUCAAUAAACUCAUCUGUGUGAAACCACUCAAGACCAGAUACAAUGGUGAAGUUGGUGAUGUUAUAGUUGGCAGGAUUACAGAGGUGCAGCAGAAACGAUGGAAAGUGGAGACGAAUUCCCGUCUGGAUUCUGUGCUGCUGCUGUCUUCAGUCAAUCUACCUGGAGGAGAACUGAGAAGACGAUCUGCUGAAGAUGAGUUGGCCAUGAGAGAUUAUCUUCAGGAAGGAGAUCUCAUCAGUGCAGAGGUUCAGUCUGUAUUUUCAGAUGGCGCUCUUUCUCUGCACACACGCAGUUUGAAGUACGGAAAGUUGGGUCAAGGUGUGCUGGUACUCGUGUCACCAUCUCUAGUGAAGAGACAGAAAACUCAUUUCCACAAUCUACCUUGCGGAGCUUCUAUAAUCCUGGGGAACAACGGUUACGUGUGGCUGUAUCCCACACCAGGACAUCAGGACGAGGAGGCGGGAGGAUAUUACACCAGUAUGGAGCCCGUGUCUCUGUCGGAUCGUGAGGUGAUCUCGAGGUUGAGGAACUGUUUGUUGGCUCUGUCAGCUCAUAAGGUGUUGCUGUAUGACACAAGUGUCCUGUACUGCUAUGAAUCGUCCCUUACACACCAGAUUAAAGAUAUUCUUAAACCAGAGAUCAUGGAGCAGAUCAUCCUCGAGACACGACAGCGCCUGGUUGAGCACGAAGGCUAAAGAACAAAAUAAUUACAUUUAUUUUCCAUUGACUGUAAUUUUAACAGUAUUCUUUUCAUGCUUGAAAUGUAAUUUACAAUUGAUAUACUUAACACUUUGGA
Molecule: messenger RNA, 999 nt
Organism: Xyrauchen texanus (razorback sucker)
Lineage: Eukaryota; Metazoa; Chordata; Actinopteri; Cypriniformes; Catostomidae
Product: exosome complex component RRP4-like
Exons: 9
Coding region: 14-898 (294 amino acids)
Biological process (GO): poly(A)-dependent snoRNA 3'-end processing; exonucleolytic trimming to generate mature 3'-end of 5.8S rRNA from tricistronic rRNA transcript (SSU-rRNA, 5.8S rRNA, LSU-rRNA); TRAMP-dependent tRNA surveillance pathway
Cellular component (GO): cytoplasmic exosome (RNase complex); nuclear exosome (RNase complex)
Molecular function (GO): RNA binding
Source: RefSeq, a predicted model, not a curated record